This is a messenger RNA of Papaver somniferum (opium poppy), 1157 nucleotides long. RefSeq names its product probable caffeoyl-CoA O-methyltransferase At4g26220. The coding region runs from base 289 to 861 and encodes 190 amino acids. The transcript has 5 exons. The record is from RefSeq and is a predicted model, not a curated record. Gene Ontology annotation, molecular function: O-methyltransferase activity; S-adenosylmethionine-dependent methyltransferase activity. Lineage: Eukaryota; Viridiplantae; Streptophyta; Magnoliopsida; Ranunculales; Papaveraceae.
UCUUAUAAAUUUAGCAAGUGAUUCAUACUCACACUAAAAUCUUCUGCUGUCGACGCAAUAUUGGUCAAGAAAGAAGCUUUCAUUGGAUUAGAUAGAGCUAGCUAGCUGCGUACUUGCUAGAUCAUGGAAGGAAUUCCCAGGAAAUUACUCAGUUAGUUUGAUUUAUCAAAACCUGAUAGCGGUCUGUUGCAAAGCAAAGAACUAUAUCAGUAUAUAUUGAAGACGAGUGUGUACCCGAAUGAGGCAGAAGUUCUCAAGGAAUUAAGGGAAAUUACUGCUGGCCUUCCAAUGAGUUUGAUGAUUUGCGCAGCAGAUGAAGGUCCCUUGAUGUCUUUACUUUUAAAGCUUGUCAAUGCAAAGAAGACAAUUGAGAUUGGAGUUUACACUGGAUACUCACUUCUUCUAACUGCUCUUUCUCUUCCCAACGACGGCAAGAUCAUAGCCAUUGAUGUGGAUCGCAGUUCAUUUGAGUUAGGACUACCGUUGUUUAAAAAAGCUGGAGUAGAUCAUAAGGUGGAGUUUGUCGAGUCUAUUGCGCUUCCUGUUCUUGACAAACUACUUGAAGAUAUAAAGAACGAGGGGUCGUUUGAUUACGCAUUCGUGGAUGCAGACAAGGAAAAUUACACACACUAUCAUGAGAGACUACUCAAGUUAGUUAAGGUUGGAGGAUUGAUUCUCUAUGACAAUACACUUUGGGCAGGAACAGUUGCUUUGGAAGAUGAUUCCUCCAUUGAUGAAUUUAUGAAGACCAUAAAAAAUGCAAUUGUUGACCUCAACAAGAGAUUAGCAUCUGAUUCUCGCAUCCAAAUUAGUCAACUUCCUGUUGGUGACGGUCUUACAAUGUGUAUGCGCCUUUGCUAAAAAUGUUAGUAUUUAGCAGCAGCUGAGAGUUGUUUCGGAUGUUUACUUUCUUUCUUUCUUUCAAGUGCAUACUUCAUUUUGAAUUUACGUUUUAAAAGAAGACAUUAUAACUAUGAUAGCAAUCCGUGAUGGUAAGUAACUAUGUGAUAUAUCGAGAUGAAAAAAAAAAUCCCAUUUUAUGAACAUUAACGGAUUUAGGUAAUAGAUCACAACCUCUUAAAAUAAUUUUUUUUCCUAAAUUUUCAUCUUCAUGAUAAACAUCAUCAACUAUAUAAUUUUGUAAUCAGAUAAGAAAA